AUGGCUCCCGCACAGCAGUAUACUGAAGGCCCCUUGAACUUCGGCAAAAACUAUGCUGUCCUCAACUUGGAUCUGAUGGCAGUUCUGAUUGACGCAAUCAAGGACACGGCUAGAGGUCAAGCAUUCAUCUCUAACUGCUCGCGCUGGAACGAAGCAGUUCACAACAGACACCUACGACCACUCACCAUUUUUACCACCCUCUUCUUCAACCACGGAGAGCCAGAACUGGCAAAAGGCGCUCCCUUCACCAGGCUCGCCAAAGCUUUCGGAUCGUUUUCCGCUGGCUCGCCCGGGGUGCAGAUAGCGUCCAACUUUACCGUCGAUGAGAAAGACGUCGUCCUACAAAAGACACGGUGGUACGCCGGCGCUGGAAACGGCUUGGAGCAGAUCCUGGAAGCACAGAAUAUCGACACUGUCGUCAUAUCCGGCUUGAGCCUUUCCGGUGUCGUCAUGAGUACCGUCUACCGCCUGUUCGAUCUCGACUACAACAUUUAUGUCAUCUCGGAUAAUGUGUUGGAACUGCCGCCAGACGAGCAUACCGAUGUCUCGAAAGUCAUGCUGGAGACUCUUCUGCCGAAAAUGAAUUUGAGGUCCAUCUCCAUCGAUGAGGCGUUGCAGAUGCUAGAGCAGUCUUAG
This is a messenger RNA of Lasiodiplodia theobromae, 636 nucleotides long. RefSeq lists its product as uncharacterized. Lineage: Eukaryota; Fungi; Ascomycota; Dothideomycetes; Botryosphaeriales; Botryosphaeriaceae. The transcript has 2 exons. Bases 1 to 636 code for a protein of 211 amino acids. The record is from RefSeq and is a predicted model, not a curated record.